Molecule: messenger RNA, 1632 nt
Organism: Drepanopeziza brunnea f. sp. 'multigermtubi' MB_m1
Lineage: Eukaryota; Fungi; Ascomycota; Leotiomycetes; Helotiales; Drepanopezizaceae
Source: RefSeq, a predicted model, not a curated record
AUGGGCGGUGCGAUGCAACGCGGUGCGGCCCCCGAUCAGAUGAUGCCACGAACUACUACUAGAAUCGUCGUCGUUGCAUUGGGACCGCGACGGGGGGACGGACCGGGGAGACGGACGGGGUUACGGCUAGUGGGAUACGGUAUACGUGGAAUGAUGGAGAGGGAGAGCAGAGCAGUACCGUCGAGUGGUCAGGAAAGGAAGGAAAAGGAAGGAAAAGAAAAGAAAAAGAAAAAGAAAAGGAAAAAGAAAAAGAAAAAGAAAAUCCAACGAAUACCGCUCCUAGUCCAGAUCACCACCAUCGCCAUCGCCAUCGCCAUCGCCCUCGCCCUCGCCCUCGCCCUCGCCCUCACCCUCCCACCGCCGUCGAGCCCACCGGCAGAUCGAGCCUCCACUCGUGGUCAUGGUCCGGAACCAGCACCAGCACCACCACCAGCACCACCACCACCAGCACCAGCACCACCAACCAACCCUGGUCCUCGCCGACCGAACGAACGAGCCGACGAACGAUCCGCCCAAGAUCUGCUCCCUUGGCCGUCUGGCAUAGCCCCCUUCAUUCAAAUGAACCUCUAUAUUAGUUCUCCUCCCCAUCGGGUCCGCUCCUCGACAAGCAACCUCGCGCCUCUCAGCCUUAACCUCCCUCUCCACCCCAUCUUCACUCGUCGCCAUCCUCCUCGUCGUCGUCCUCGCCGUCGUCCGCGGCAUCUGGUUCCAUCUUCCGCCUCUGCUUCGGCUCGUCUCAUCGCACCCGCUGUUGAACUAACUGCCUUGCACGGCACCGAAAUCUACUCCUGUGACUCACUCCCUCACACUCACUCACUCACUCACGCACUCACUCACGCACUCACUCAACUCGCCGAGAGCCCGAUCGCAUCGCCCGUCCUCGCAUCCAUCUCCGCCCACGAGCCCAGUCCGAUCGAGAUUGUACCUGUACCUGUACCUGCACCUGCACCUGCACCUGCACCUGCACCUGGACCUGCACUUAUCCCUCCCUCCCUGCAUAGCGGCUACGCACCUCACCCACCCCCGGCAUUUAAAGGUCCCAGCUCCCCGCCCAGCUCCAGUGGCGUCGUCGCAGAUUCUGUCGCGAAGUCUCGGACUGUCAAAGCAACUCAAAUCCUCAAGAGGAACACUUAUCAGCACCAUCUGCCCUUCCUGGGACACGCUCCUUCUUCAAGUCAUCCUCCGGGAAUCCUGCGACAAAAAUUGGUCGCCAUCACUGUCAUCCACCCACCACCGAGUCGCGACAACCCUUCUUUUUCUCCACCUGGCCCUACGGAAUACUACUGCUCUCUGCUCUCCAGCAGAUCGCCAUUCCUCUCUUCCAGCACCACAAAGUUCCUGCCUGCAACAUGGGCCGCGGCGCCUAUGACACGACCGGCGUCCCCAAGCCCCCACCUCCGAAGCCUAGAUAAGGACCCGCCAAUGACCUCCCCUCCUCCGCAUCGACACCCGGUCGGCGGUGAGAUCCUCGAGAAGUCAACAACACCGAGGAAGAUGAGUGCAUCGCAACUCGGCGCCAUCCCACCCUCAGGCUCGCACGCCCAUGUUCCGGCCUCGCGCUGCCGCUUCCGUCCCCCUUUCCACACCUCGACGUCCAUACCCUUUCCACCUACCAUUUUUUCGCCCCAAUAA